Kwoniella botswanensis is the source of this 2139-nucleotide messenger RNA. RefSeq lists its product as uncharacterized. NCBI's taxonomy places the organism in Eukaryota, Fungi, Basidiomycota, Tremellomycetes, Tremellales, Cryptococcaceae. The record is from RefSeq and is a predicted model, not a curated record. The transcript is spliced from 5 exons. Bases 1 to 2139 code for a protein of 712 amino acids.
AUGAUCAUCCCACCUGACCCAGAGAAAGACCCCAGGAUAUUCGAUCCUUCAGCCUCAACACAUUCCUUGGUAGAAGCACCAUCAGAAUUCGAUGAGGUCACCUCAAGAUGGGAUGGCGAGUCGUUGCCCCCCUACGAGCGACGGCGGUCUUCGCGUGGAUCCAUAUUGACCGACCAUGAAGAUGAUCAUGAUAACAUAUUCUCGGAUCGUCACGCUACAAGACGACCCCCCGCAUUAAUUAUCCAUGAUCUACCUACCCAUCCCCGACAGAUACACCAUCAUUCACUUGCAUCCUCAUCAUCCUCUCUAACUCCUCAGCCAUCUCUGGUCUUACCUCAUCUCACCCAUCGGGACAACCCAUCUACUAUAGCAUCGACGUCAAAACUGUGGGAAGGUUCCAGCACAAAUCUGAGAAAUGGCAAGAAAAGGGCAUGUGGCUGUCUACCAAUACCGCCUGCGAAGUUUCAAAGGUGGUGGAAAAGAUGGAAAAGAUGGAUACAAGUGAUAGUAGUCUUGGUCUUGAUAGGGAUCGGUUUAGUGGUUGGGCUUUUGGUAGGGAUGAACAAAAACUCAACGCCAAAGCCACCGAUAGCACCUUGGCAAAGGCCGUGGAUGGACCAGGAUACGGAUGGAAAGAGAGUAGCUGCCUGGGCUGGAAACGGGUCAUUUAACCUCACUUACAUCGAAUCAAGAGACGCCCCAUCAUCCUCCGACGGAAAUCUUACAGAAUGCAAUAACUUCACCCCCCUCAACCUUACUUCAUCGCCCUUCACUUCUCUCUUCACCCCCUUCCCUCAAUCCACAGUAUCACUGGCAUCUUUCUCUUUCCCGUUCUCAUCUUCCGGUAACGCCCCAUCGGAUCUGUUUGUUAACGCAAGGGGGUUCGGUUCAAGCGGAACUUUACAGUUUUUAGGCUCAGAUGAUCCUCAGGCGGUCAUCACAAGUGGGGAAGAAGGAAAGAUACUGAUAGAUGUGGUGGUGAGGUAUUCGGGAGGUCAGGAUCUGUCUACUAUGAUGAGGGUCUGUAAGAUGACGAGAGGUGAGGAUGGUGUAGGAGUGGGAAUAUAUAGCCCAAGAGAAACCGAUGGGAAGAUGACCAAUCCAUUCAAGCUCAAUCCCAACUUGGUACCGACCAACCUCGUCAUUAUCCGUUUACCACCCUCAAUGUACUCUGCCAACACCCCACCUACCAAUCUACCGUCCUUCUCACUCGAUGCUGAACAUAUGAUAGUGCGUCUUGGUAAACUGAACAACGUGGCUUCCUUUGAUCUACUCAACCUGGAAACCGGUAGAGGUGGAGUUUACGCGAAUUAUGCUCAAGUCACGAAAGGUUCCGUAGUUGCUUUCUCUGGGGAUGUCAAGGGUACUUGGAAUGUUUCGGAGGCUUUGAUUGUCAAUGUGACUGACGGUUCUAUCGCGUCCGAUAUCAUCCUAUCUGACCCGAACAACAGUAGCACUGUCCUCCCAGCCACAUCCGACUACACAGUCUUCCGGCGUUCCCCAUAUGCUCUACCUUCCGCCGAUCCCAGCGGGACAUCGGAGGACGACGACGACGCGUUUGAGGACGAGGUCCAUGCUUUACUCAACUCAACUAGUAGUGGUACAUCUGUCAUACAAGCUAAUGACCGUCGCUCGAUGAUAGUCACCAAUCUAUUCACUACAUCCGGCUACGUCGAUGUCAAGUAUUUAACUCAGCCUCCCUCUAUCGAUCUAUCAGCUGUCAUCGGUACCCAACAAGGUAACAUGAACAUCAAAUUUCAUCCUAACUACAUUGGACCUUUCAUAUCCAGUACCACUUGGGGUCAAAUUAACAUACCUUCGCCAGCGUCUAUCCCGCAAUAUGACCCAUCAGGCAAAAAUCGUGUCCGACAAGUAUUGAUAGAGCCUAUUGAGGUUCAAGCCAAUACCACAUUUUCAAUACUGGGUUAUACCCAGCAAGAGUUAGAGCAUUCUCCCGAUACGAUCUCAGGGUUUGCUUAUUGGGCCAGUACGAAAUGGACAGCUGCAGGUGAAAAAGUUGUGAUCAACCAGACUCUCAGUCAAUUACAAAAUUCAGACUCGGACGAUACGGAUAACGAUAAUCAGGUGAUAUUGCUUGGCAAUUGGGGAGAUGUCGAUAUCACUUUUGAUGGGCAGUGA